CUCUGCCCCUGCACGCAGUCAAAGUGCAACCUCUGAGUAGUUUCGUGCAAUAAUAUGCUCUGUUGUUCCACCCUGGCUCCUGAAACAGCCGACAUUUUCAAAGUGUGUCCGGGUGGAGGGGCACACUGCCUCAUCACCACACAGCUGCAAGCAGGCAGUGGCUUAAGCGAAGGGUACAGUGUUGCAGUGCAAUAAUCUGGCUCACUCGCAGCUAGCUUAUCGGUACAGCUGUUGACUGGCAGCAAGUCCACUGAAACUGCACCGACUCUCCUCCGUCCAUCCCGCCGAAGCACCGGCCGAGAGGGGCAAAUGAACGAGCUGGUGAAGAGUUUACCUUCCCCGACUCUGCCCGGGCUGCACCUCCCGUCCGUGGAUACCCACAAAGGCUGGCUCUUUAAAUGGACCAACUACCUGAAGGGCUACCAGAGGCGGUGGUUCGUGCUCAGUAACGGCCUGCUGUCCUACUACAGGACUCAGGCAGAGAUGGCACACACUUGUCGGGGAACAAUUCCCCUGGCGACGGCGCACAUCGAGGUGGGCGACACCUGCCACUUGGUGUUAACCAGCGGAGGCCGGAGUUACCACCUGAAGGCCACCUCCGAGGGAGAGUGCCAGAAAUGGGUGUCAGCACUGCAACAGGCCAAAGCCAACGCCACUCUCCUCAUGCAUCACUCAGACGACUCGGGGGAUGAAGUCCCAGUACCUCAGGAGGAUCGUACUCUAACCCAAGGGGUGCUUAAGACUCUGGCCAGCAAGCUAGAUGACCUGAGCACCUGUAAUGAGCUGAUAGGAAAACAUGGUGCUGCCCUCCAGCGCUCCCUCAGUGAACUCGAGGACCUGCGUGGAUCCACUGACAGCACAGACAAAGUGAAAGCCGUUAAUGAGCGAGCCACCCUCUUUCGCAUCACCUCCAAUGCUAUGAUCAAUGCUUGUCGUGACUUUGUGGACGUGGCAGAAUCUCACAGUCGGAGGUGGCAAAAGGCCCUGCAGCAUGAGAGAGAACAGCGUCACCAUCUGGAGGAGACCAUCGAACAGUUAGCCAAACAGCACAACAGCUUAGAGAGAGCCUGGAGGGAGAAUCCCACCUCAUAUACAGAGGAUGUGCAGGACUCUCAGCUGACCUGUCCUGUGCUUGCUGCCGUAGGCGUGGAGCGAUCCCAGGAGGGAGAUGCGAGCGAUGAGAAUGACGAGGCAGAGUUCUUCGAUGCCAUGGAGGACUCACCCGCGUUCAUAACUGUGACUGCUACUGGUAACAUAGCGCAUAAGCGCUCAGGAAGUAAUCAGAGUAUGAUGAGUGGAGGCGUGCCCAAUGACUGGACUCACAAUGAGAAUGACACCUCAGGCGCAAACCACAUGCAGCUACGAAGAACAAGGCGCAGCCGUAUUCCUGACAAACCAAAUUACUCCCUUAACCUGUGGAGCAUCAUGAAAAAUUGCAUUGGGAAAGAUCUAUCUAAGAUACCCAUGCCUGUAAACUUCAACGAGCCGCUGUCGAUGCUCCAGCGUCUGACUGAGGAUCUGGAGUACAGUGAGCUUCUGGACCGGGCCGCUCGCUGCGACUCGUCCCUGGAGCAGAUGUGCCUGGUGGCUGCCUUUUCUGUCUCUUCCUACUCCACCACAGUCCAUCGCACAGCCAAGCCUUUCAACCCUCUGCUGGGGGAGACUUAUGAGCUGGAUCGGCUGGAUGAGUAUGGUUAUCGCUCCAUCUGUGAGCAGGUUAGUCAUCACCCACCAGCUGCUGCCCACCAUGUGACAUCACAGCGAGGAUGGACCCUGUGGCAGCAUAUCACUAUUGACAGCAAAUUUCGUGGGAAAUAUAUUUCCGUGGUGCCGUUAGGAAACAUUCACCUGCAGUUCCACUCGAGUGGAAACCACUAUGUGUGGAGCAAAGUGACUUCCACAGUGCACAAUAUUAUUGUAGGGAAGCUCUGGAUUGAUCAGUCUGGGGACAUUGACAUUGUAAACACCACAACAAAGGACACCUGUCGUCUUAAAUUCUCCCCCUACAGUUACUUUUCCAGGGAGGUCCCACGCAAAGUGACAGGAGUGGUAGAGGACCGAGAGGGCACAGCUCAUUACAUCCUGUCCGGAACCUGGGAUGACAAAAUGGAAAGUGCCAAGAUAGUGGAUAGCAGCCAAGGAUGCGGAGGCUCCGAAGGGAAACAAAAGACGGUUUAUCAGACUCUUCCGCCCAAACUACUGUGGAAGAAAUAUCCCCUUCCAGAAAAUGCAGAGAACAUGCACUUUUUCUCCUCUCUGGCGCUGACCUUAAAUGAGCCAGAAGAGGGCGUCGCACCCACUGACAGUCGCUUGCGGCCAGACCAGCGGCUGAUGGAGGCUGGUCUGUGGGAUGAAGCCAACAGUCAGAAGCAACGUCUAGAGGAACGACAGAGACUGGAGAGGAAAAGAAGGGCGCAAGCUAACCAGGCCCUGGAGGAGGGGCAAGAUAUUGAGGGUUACCAGCCACUGUGGUUUGAGAAGAGGACAGACGAGACAGGCGAUAACAUUUUUAUCUACAAAGGUGGCUACUGGGAGGCCAAAGAAAGACAAGACUGGAGCCAGUGUCCUCAGAUCUUUUAGGACAACAUGCCUCUUGCACCACAGCAUCAGCCAGGCUGAGCGUUUCCUCGUGGUUUAAGGAUACUCUGAAGGUUGGAGAGUUGUGUGUAUGAGUUUGGAUGUACAUGUGUGAGUGAGUGAGACAGCUAAUCUCUCCAGGGAUUUUCAAGCACAAAAACAUCUGGUUCCUAAUUUACUUGCUCUUGCUCUGUUAUAUCUGCAUUUCCAAAAAUGCAUGGCCUCAGUAUAAGAGAGUUAAGAGCUGCAAAUAAUAUGUACACUAAAGGGAGUUCUGCGAAACACACGUGAUCAGGUGUGUGUGUGGGGAUAAUUCUAGGCUGAAGACCGAUGUCUUAUUUUCUUCAAAACUGGCACAACUUGCUGAGAUCUCCCAGUGAUGCUGGGUUUUAAAAGAAAUUUAGCAGGACAAAGCCUUCUUCUGUGCUAGAAGACUUCAAGACCAAUCCCUAUGAUUUCUUGGUGUUCUUUAUUAAUCUGUUUCUCAAAACUGCACAAACUGCAGUUUGAAAGGAUUAACAGUUAUUGUCUGACUGGCCUCUAAAGAACAGUCACUCCACCAAAUCUUUUUACAGAUAAAUGCUUUGUCUCCCAUAAUCUUGAAAUUACAGUAUGUCCACCUCCAUCACUGUUACAUUUAAGCCAGUAGCAGAGAGCAGCACACACCCACUGAAAGCACUUGAAUAAUGUCUUCACUGACCCUGGAGGAGCCUGAGUGUGAGAAAAUGACUAAAACAACAUAUUUGUGUAAUGUCAGCUUGGACUCUAUAUAAAACUCUGUAUUCAAAAAAGUGUGCUUAAGCUGAAGAUGCUGAAAGGUUUUUGCCUCAUAUCAGACAAAACUGCCAGCUCAUUAGAUUGCAUGAUAUUAUUUUCAUUGCCACCUCGGGCUUCCCUAAUCAAUUGCUAACACUUGUAAACAGCUUGAAAGGAGUGUUAGUCCCACUCACGGCGAUAAUCGCUCGUUCUUCCACAGCAGUCAUCUGGACAGGUUUUACUUUUUCUUCCAGAGAAACUGCUGUUUCACAUCAAAAUGCCUAAUGAGUCAACUGCAAUGGACUGAUUUUAAGGUCUGGAUACAGCAGCAAACGUUUAAUAGGUAGGGGAAAAUCGAGUUGCAGUGUAGGAUCCAGGAUUUUUGGAGCUCCGCCAUUACCAAGGACUAAAAUUUAGGAUGUUGCUGCUACGGCUGCGUCUGUUUAACUUAAAAAAAUAAAAUAAAAAAUUAAGUGGGGGGGGGGUUAGCCAAUCCCAUAUGGAAAAGAAAUAGUAAA
Neolamprologus brichardi is the source of this 3851-nucleotide messenger RNA. It is a transcript of the gene osbp2a, whose product is annotated as oxysterol binding protein 2a. Lineage: Eukaryota; Metazoa; Chordata; Actinopteri; Cichliformes; Cichlidae. Gene Ontology annotation, molecular function: cholesterol binding. The record is from RefSeq and is a predicted model, not a curated record. Gene Ontology annotation, cellular component: cytosol; plasma membrane; perinuclear endoplasmic reticulum.